CGCCAUUUUGCCUGUCACAAGGCCGUUGUCCAGUGUUAUCUUUACGAAACCGAAAGGGUGGCAUUUAUUUACAAAAUUGCUUUAUCUUUGUUAUCAGUAAAUCAGUGUAAUGUCGUGUAAAGUGUGAGGCUUGCAAUCGCCCCGGAUCCGCUCUAGUGAUGGAUACGACCGAUCAACCCAAUUCAAUAUGUCACGUUCAACCGAUUCAAAUGUACCCUUUGCCGCCGUCGGAGCCUUCGGUGUCUUUGCCGUUCAAGUUGUUGGCAGGCGAGGCGAUUUUUCAUCAUGGCAAAACAGUGGAUGGGUUGAUUGUGCUCACGAAUUAUCGAUUGUAUCUUCAAUUGGGUGACAAUCAUUAUCAUUUGCCUCUGGGUUUGAUUGAGAGUGUGGAGCACAGGGAACUGUUUUAUCUACAUAUCGGGUGCAAGGAUGCCAGGACGUAUAGGUGUAUUUUCGGCAACAACGAGAGCUGCAUGGAGUGGUUCGAGCGCAUCUCCAAAGCCGCGGAACCCCCACGCCAACUCGAGCAGAUUUUCGCUUUCUAUCACUUCAUUUGGGCGAAAGACAAAGGCGGGGAUGAGAUCGACGACAAAAUCCGGAAUUUGAAACGUUACACGUUCGACUAUAAGCUGUUCAAGGAGGAGAUGGAACGGUUGCAGUUCGAGGGCGAUUCUUGGCGGAUCAGUGAUGCCAACAAAAAUUACAAACUCUGUCCCACCUACCCACCCUAUCUGAUCGUCCCGUCGUGUAUAAACGACGAAACGCUCGAAUGCGUCGCGAAAUUUCGAAGUUCGAGGCGAAUUCCGGCGGUGGUUUGGCGCCACACGAAAAACGGGGCUGUGAUCGCACGCUGCAGCCAACCGGAGGUCGGGUGGCUGGGCUGGCGGUCGAGCGAGGACGAGGAUUUGAUCAAAGCCAUCUCGCAAGCGUGUAACUUCGAUCAGAGGAAUGACAAAGAGUCGAUUUUGAGCCACUCGCCUGGCUCGCUGCACUCGGAGGAUUCGCUCCAGAUCACGACGGAUCUUAGCACCAAAGAGAAGAAAGUACUAAUCAUGGAUGCGAGGUCGUAUACGACGGCUGUGGCCAAUCGGGCGCGAGGUGGGGGGUGUGAGUGUCCAGAAUAUUACCCGAAUUGUGAAAUACAGUUUAUGAAUUUGGCAAAUAUACAUUCCAUCCGGAAGAGUUUUAAUGCACUGCGUUUGUUGUGUACGGCGUCUGCGGAUCAACCGAAUUGGUUUAGUCAACUCGAGGGUACCCGCUGGUUGCAGCAUAUGUCAGGUUUGAUGAAGGCGGCGGUGACUUUGGUCAAUGCUGUGGAGAGGGAAGCAAGGCCUGUUCUAGUCCACUGUUCUGAUGGCUGGGACAGGACGCCACAAAUUGUGGCUUUGGCCGAACUUUUACUCGACCCGCAUUAUAGGACAAUGGAUGGUUUCCGUAUUUUAAUCGAACGCGAAUGGCUCGCCUUUGGGCACAAAUUCGCCGACAGGUGCGGCCAUUCAAGUAACGACGACCCGAACGAACGAUGUCCCGUCUUUCUACAGUGGUUGGAUUGUGUUCAUCAACUUUUACUACAAUUCUCUUGUGCUUUUGAAUUCUCGCAAAGUUAUCUCGUUAAACUAGCUCAACACGUCUAUUCAAACAUCUACGGCACGUUCCUGUGCAACACGUUUCAAGAACGAAUGAAAAUAGUCAACGGUAAAACAUUCUCGGUUUGGGAGUUUUUAAAUUCGCCCCGGUUUAAGAACCACCUGUACGCUUCACCCGGCAAUAGUUGCGGAAAUAAAGUUUUGUGGCCGCAGUGCAACGUGCGCGACUUGCAGUUGUGGCGCGAGGUUUAUUUGGGUUCUUGGGAGUCUAAUUUCAGCACGGAUGGGGGCUCAGGGUCGUGUCCUGGCCCCCCUGAGUCUUCCCCGUCUCACAUGACCAAGACCAGGUCGUACGGAGACUUGCUGAACGCAGCCGACGUCUGCUCCAACCAGUUCAGGCGCAGCAGCGACCCUAGUAUUAAUAUCGAUAAGAAACUAUUGAUGUCUCAGGAAACCGCCACUCAGGACAUAGUCAACGGUCACUCGAAGCAGGGCGAUUUUUUAUGCAACGACACGGACGAAGUGGAGUGUAACAAGGACUGUAUUUACAAAGACGACAAGCCGAAGUUCCAAAUCCGGAACGGGAGUGCGGGGGGCGUGCGGGACGGUGAUUUCCUGCGAGACCAUGUGAUAAACGGUGAUAAGACUGAUACUAGUGACGAGUGUGAGGAUGAAGUGCGCGGUGGUGUGUGUCUGCAUGAGUUUCUGACGCCGUCCCUUAGUCACAAUAAUUGUAACGAAGUCGAUUCGGAUAACGAGUUGACGGAGAAGAGCGAAAGCAAGUCGGAAAACACAGUGUGCGAGAAGCUAGAAACGAGUACCGAUACCUUAGUUUCAGAUAAUCACAAUAUUAGUUCGUCUCCGUUGGAAGUGAACGGUUUUGAGAAACUGCAAAGCCCGGAAGAGGGGGCCGACUUGCCCGACGGGUACAACAAACUGAGUGCUCAAUUGAGUUUAGUCAACGAGUGUCACCGAGAGGCGGCCAAAUAUUGCAUUUCACCCUUGUAUUCGCGAACGUCGAGUAGUAGUGGCUGGGAUAGUGGGUUAUCGCCACACAAGCCGUGGCAUCAGACACAUCCCUAUAGUUUAGGCGACGAUGGACUGAUUCCCGUCACGUCCGUGGCACAAGAGAGACUGUGGCAAAUUAUCCAAGAGCACAAGCGGAAAGAAGAGCUGCUGGAGAAAGAAUUGCACACCUACCGCCAGGCAUUACUCAAGCAAUCGUGCCACCGGUGUAACAACAACGACAGUGAAAAACUAGACGAUGCUUCUGAUAGCGAAUCGGAAUCGUCUAAUUGCAGCCCCCAAAGACUUUCGAGCCCCGUUUCCAAUAAAGCGAGUUCGGUUGUGGAGUCGGUUUGUAGCGCUGGCGAAGGCCAGGCCUCCGCUGUCGAAUCCCUCCGCUCGGACAUGUCCUGGGAGGCCCUCGAGGAGAACUCGAUUUUGACUGAAUGUACGACAACCCUAUGGGUGCCCGACCAUGCCGUCAGCCGCUGCACGGGCUGCCAGACCGAGUUCUGGGUCGGCAAACGAAAACACCACUGCAGAAAAUGUGGCCGGAUUUUUUGCGCCAGUUGUUCCGAAAACAGCACCCCCCUGCCCUCCGAACAGCUCUACAACCCGGUGAGGGUGUGCACUGGUUGCUACUCGAAGCUGAGACGGGACUGCGGGGAACUCCCGGACCAGUGCAAGCACAGCAACCCCCAACCGACCAAUAGCAACCCCCAGAUAACAGCGUCCAGUAACUAACACUGCAUUUUCCAAAGCUCGGUUGGCGAUGAUUAAAUAAAGGCUGAACGUACUGUGAUUAGACGAAUUCAUUUUUUGUUCGUGGCUUAUUAAAGAUUUUAUUAGUGUUUGUCUUGUUGACGUUAAACUUUUUGGAUUUGGAAUAAAUUGGUUUAUAACACGUAAAAAAGACACAUAGUGCACUUGAUUCUUGAUUAAUUCAAUUUCAAAUCACUAAUCACAAGGAUUGUUUUUCGUUUCUUAAAAAGAGAACACUGUGAUGAAUUUUAGAAGGUAUAAAGUUUGUACGAAAUUUUGCACUAGUUGAAUGAAUUGUCACGUUUUCGCGCGGAUUGGGAUUACCUUUAAUUAACGACCGUGUAACCAUGUUAUCUAUGUUUCCAGGUGUAAAAUUGAGAUCCUUGUACAAUAAUUGUUAGGGAGGUACUGACGUACACAAAAAAAUGACUAUUUUAUUUUAUAUACCAUUAAUGUAUAGACUCUGUAGAAUGUUGUUGGUUUUCGCAAUAUUUUUCUAAACUGUUGCAACUAAAAACAUUGCGGAAAUUGUACAUAAUUUUUUUCACUAUUAUGUAUUUCUUUACACUUUUUGAUGUUAUAACUGUAUAUAAGAAGAUCGAGUAUUUAAUUGUAAAGAUAUAACAGUUCCUUUAUGAUAUUUUCUAAGCCAGGGCAUUACAUGCAGUGGGACAGCUUCUUAAUCUUUCGUUUGUUUAGGUUUUAAUCUCUAAAUUGUAAACUCAUUAGUUCUUGGUAUAUUUGUAAAAGUAAACAUAGAUACUUGCAUUUAAUUUAGCAACUAUCAUAGAAUGUAACUUUUAAAAUUAGUUGCCAAUAAAAUAUUUAAUUAC
Molecule: messenger RNA, 4186 nt
Organism: Tribolium castaneum (red flour beetle)
Lineage: Eukaryota; Metazoa; Arthropoda; Insecta; Coleoptera; Tenebrionidae
Exons: 12
Coding region: 159-3335 (1058 amino acids)
Biological process (GO): phosphatidylinositol dephosphorylation; regulation of autophagy
Cellular component (GO): cytoplasm; membrane
Molecular function (GO): phosphatidylinositol-3-phosphate phosphatase activity; protein phosphatase binding; phosphatidylinositol-3,5-bisphosphate 3-phosphatase activity
Source: RefSeq, a predicted model, not a curated record